Molecule: messenger RNA, 1045 nt
Organism: Drosophila teissieri
Lineage: Eukaryota; Metazoa; Arthropoda; Insecta; Diptera; Drosophilidae
Exons: 2
Coding region: 1-1029 (342 amino acids)
Molecular function (GO): zinc ion binding; nucleic acid binding
Source: RefSeq, a predicted model, not a curated record
AUGUCGCAACCGAGGAAAUGUACGACUCGCGGGCGGAACGCGGCAACAGAGGACCCCGAAACAGUUAACUUCCCGACAUCAGAAGUGGGAUCGCCUCAGCCCCAAGCCAUCACUGAUGAUCGCCUGUCCACAAUUUUGGAAAUGCAGCAUCGUAAUCUAUUGGAAAUUGUGAAUGCCGUGAGGGGCUCGCAGACUACACAAGUAGUUGUACUACCCAAGUUCAACCCCGAGUCCGCCGGUUCAAGUGCAGCCACUUGGUGCUCUACAGUGGACCUUAUUGUAGGAGAAAAUCCUCUGGAUGGCAGUGCUUUGCUCAUGGCCUUAACCAAAUCAUUGGAGGGCAGUGCUUCUAAUUGGCUGUCACAAAUUUGUUUCGCCGGAAUGACUUGGAGCCAAUUCCAAGAAAUGUUCCUUCAGCAGUAUGAAGGCAAUGAGACGCCAGCAGCAACAGUCUUUAAUGUAUUAAACGGGCGGCCAAACGACGGCGAAUGUCUUGCGCUGUAUGGUAGCCGAUUAAUAACAACACUUAUGGCAAAAUGGAAGUCUAUGACCGCAGAAGAAAUUGCAGUGUCUGUUGCCCUGGCACAUGCUGCAAAUAUAGAUGGUAGGCUGCAACGCACUGUGUUCACAACUACUGUCAAAACACGCAACGAGUUGCAGAACGAGCUAAGAGCGUUUUCGUAUGGCAAGAGGAAGGACCAUCCCGUUCCAGAAAAUUCUACCAGCAAAAGAGCUCGCCUACACCCAAAUGUUAAGUGCCACUUUUGUGGAAAAAUUGGCCACAAGAUAGCUGACUGCCGCUCCGUGAAAAACAACUUAAAGAAUCAACAAGGAUCUAGUUCGAGUAUUGGGCGCUUAUCUGACUCUAAACCUGGGUCAAUUACUUGCUAUAGAUGUGGAAACCAGGGGCAUAUAGCGUCAGCUUGCCCUGCAAGACAAUCGUUGUCAAACCAAACUAAAGCCGACGAGAAGCGUGUCAACGUGUGUCACGUAGUCGAGCCAAUUGGGACAUUGAUAUCAUCGGAUUAAGCUUGUUUAAUUUUGA